AUGGCAGCUGCUAUAUCUAAAAAUGUUCAGACAGAGCUGGUUUUCUGGAACCGGAUGCCCGACCAACAGCUGGUGGUGGAUUUCACAAAAGCCUCACCGAAAGACUGCAUGAUGGCGAUCACAGCACCAGACCAGAAACACCAAGUCCAGGUGCAAGAUGUUCGAGGCCAGGAGGCUGAAUUCUGUUUGGACCAGAAUGGGUUUCAGUUUGUGUGGCAUGACCUGCCCGAGAUUGAAGGUGCGGCCGACCCAGCACGCGUAGAGUCUGUCAUCAUUCCUAAAACAGAGGAGCUAGUGCGGAAAGUAACGGGCGCCACACGAACAAUCACCUUUGCUCACCGGGUGCGCUGCUUCACGGCGGAUGCGGCCCUGUUGGCUGAUAACCGUGCACCUGCUCACAGUGUGCACUCCGAUUUUACCCCUGCGGGAGCCCUCCAGCAGCUGUCAUCGGUGAUUAGGGAUGACACCGAGCGGGCUCGCUUGAUAGGCGGGCGGGUGCUGAUCAUCAACGUCUGGCGACCCCUGAAGACGGUGCAGCGCGACCCGCUGGCUGUCUGUGACUGGCGCACACUGGAUUGGCAGCAAGACCGGAUUGCAAAUCGGUUGUUACUGCCUGAUAGGUGGAAUGAACUGGGUAAAUAUGCGUUCAACCCGGGCCAGCAGUGGUACUAUCUGGGUGGCCAGCAACCGCAGGAGGCCCUCAUUUUCAAGCAAUUUGAUAGCCAGCAAGCAGAAGUGGGUGGCAUGACAGUGCCUCACACAGCAUUUGUGGACCCGGAUACAGUGGAGGCUCCUGCUAGGGAAAGUAUUGAGAUCAAGAUGUUCGCAUUUCUGUGA
Molecule: messenger RNA, 837 nt
Organism: Penicillium macrosclerotiorum
Lineage: Eukaryota; Fungi; Ascomycota; Eurotiomycetes; Eurotiales; Aspergillaceae
Exons: 2
Coding region: 1-837 (278 amino acids)
Molecular function (GO): oxidoreductase activity
Source: RefSeq, a predicted model, not a curated record